ACCAUUUCUCUAAAGUAUUAGGUAGGAGCAUCAACAGAGACCAAUAUAAUUCAACCAUACAUGACCCACGAGAGCGGAGUAAUAAGCUGAGAAGAAGUUAUAUACAGUACGAUCGAUAUAGCUGGUAGCUAUCAUUAUUCAAGAAAGAAAGAUGGGAAGAGCGGAAGGAUGGACUAGAUUACGGACAGCCGCCCUUUUGUUCAACGCCAUAUUGUUAGGCGUCGGAAACUGCGGCAACCCUCUUCUCACGCGCCUCUACUUCAUCGGCGGCGGCACCCGGAUAUGGUUUUCCACAUGGCAGCAAACCGCCGCUUGGCCAGUCACUUUCAUCCCUCUUUUCGUCUCCUACCUCCACCACCGCCGCAGCCGGAGCCGGACAAGUGACUCCGGUGAGUUCCAACACAUCACGCCGUUUCUUUUCAUCUCCGCCGCCCUCAUCGGCCUUCUGAUGGGCCUGAACAACUACCUCUUCACGUACGGCGUCGCCAAGCUUCCGGUCUCGACGGCGCUUCUGAUCGGGAGCGCUCAGCUCGCGUUCACGGCGGUGUUCGCUUUCUUCCUCGUGAAGCAGAAGUUUACGGCAUUCACGAUAAACGCGAUCGUUUUGCUGACGUUAUCAGCGGUUGUUUUGGGCGUCCGGGCUGGGAGCGACCGCCCGGACGGCGAGCCGAACAAGGAAUAUAUUUUGGGGUUUGCUUUGACAGUUGGGUCGGCGGCUUUGAUAGGUUUGCUUUUUCCGUUGGUGGAGUUGAGUUAUAGUAAGGCCAAGAAGGCCAAAAUUGAGUAUAGUAUGGUGCUGGAAUUUCAGAUGGUUCUAUGUUUGGCUGCCACUCUUUUCUGCACUGUUGGAAUGUUCAUAAACCAUGACUUCCAGGCAAUAUCAAGAGAAGCAAGAGAGUUUAAAUUAGGAAAAACAAAGUACUUCUUGGUAAUAGUGGGGAAUGCAAUAUUUUCACAGUUCUUUUUUGUGGGAGCCCUCGGAGUGACGUCGUACGGCUCAUCUCUGCUGUCUAUGGUCAUCAUCACCGUCCUCCUCCCUAUCACGGAGCUGAUGGCCGUCAUCUUCUACCACGAAAAGUUCCAGGCCGAGAAGGGCAUUUCUCUCUUUCUCUCCAUCUGGGGAUUCGUUUCUUACUUCUACGGCGAUAUAAAAAACAACAUCAAGAAAAAGAAACAGCCACCGGCGGCGCUGCAAAUUACAGAGAUGCCAUCUUCCGUCAUUUCACCGUCAAGAAUUGUGACCGGUCCUUAAAGUCGUAGCGCAACACAACUCGCAAUCCAUUCCAUUGGACCGGCCGGCCGGCCGGCUUCAUCGUCUGAUUUAUAGGCCUGUCGUCUAAUACUUUAAUGGCAUGACAAUGGCCCUUUCCAGAUGCAAUGUGUAGUAAGUACUACUUGUCAGUUGAAAUUCAAUCUCUUGGAUCGUGACAUCGAGUAUGUGAAAAUAAGAAGUACUCGUACUAGUAAUUAUUGAUCUGUAUGUGAUUUAAAUAAAAUGGUUGAUAAAAUUGUGAUUUAGAUAAAGACGAUAGAUAACAUGUUACUUCUUAAUUUCCUAUUCACAAACCGCAUGACUAUAAUUUUUAGUGUCUAGCUAGUAGGGUUAUGGAUAUUUCUCUUGCAUUGAAAUCUUCUUCCUUGAACUAUGUUUGUAAUUUGAAUGGAUUCUUUUGUACUGGUCUGGUUCGUUCUGAAAUGGGAUAGUCUAAUUUGAACCGAUCUCCA
Cuscuta europaea is the source of this 1725-nucleotide messenger RNA. Lineage: Eukaryota; Viridiplantae; Streptophyta; Magnoliopsida; Solanales; Convolvulaceae. The record is from the annotation of a GenBank genome assembly.